Molecule: messenger RNA, 6558 nt
Organism: Uloborus diversus
Lineage: Eukaryota; Metazoa; Arthropoda; Arachnida; Araneae; Uloboridae
Product: hypoxia up-regulated protein 1-like
Exons: 20
Coding region: 101-2968 (955 amino acids)
Biological process (GO): endoplasmic reticulum unfolded protein response; negative regulation of hypoxia-induced intrinsic apoptotic signaling pathway; cellular response to hypoxia
Cellular component (GO): endoplasmic reticulum chaperone complex
Molecular function (GO): ATP-dependent protein folding chaperone; ATP binding
Source: RefSeq, a predicted model, not a curated record
CCAGUCGCCACAUUAACCGGCAACGUGCGAAAAGCGUUGUUGUUGCGGAGCAUUGAGCAUUUAAUAACUUUUAACAAUCUGUUUUCCCUUCGCUACGGAAAUGUUGGAAUUUAAAUGCAAUUGUGCAAUCAAAAUGCCUACAUUUUGGACAUUGUUCAGCAUAUUGCUUUUCAUAUCUAAAGUUCAAGGAUUAGCUGUAAUGUCAGUAGACAUUGGAAGCGAAUGGAUGAAAGUUGCAAUAGUGUCUCCUGGUGUACCCAUGGAAAUAGCAUUGAACAGAGAAUCUCAGCGGAAAACUCCUGUUGCUGUUUCUUUUAGGGAAGGAGAAAGGGUGUUUGGUGAUCCUGCACUGACUAUUGGUGUCCGAUUUCCGGAAAAGGCUUUCAUGUAUUUACUGGAUGUUAUUGGAAAGAAAAUAGAUAAUCCAUUAGUAACGUUAUAUAGAAAACGUUUUCCGUAUUACGAUAUCAGUCCUAGUGCGGAUGGAAAUUCAUUAGUCUUCAAACAUCCCGAUGGAAUGGAGUUUUCUGUGGAAGAACUGAUUGCAAUGAUUUUAAAACAAGCCCAGCACUUUGCUGAGAAAGCUGCAGGUCAACCAAUCAAAGAUGCUGUGAUAACUGUACCACCAUUUUUCAACCAAGCUGAAAGAAGAGCAUUACUUCAUGCUGCUCAGCUUUCUGGCUUAAAUGUACUACAAUUGAUUAAUAGUAAUACAGCUGUUGCUUUGAAUUAUGGUGUGUUCAGAAGGAGAGAUUUUAAUGAAACUCCUACAAAUAUCAUGUUCUAUGAUAUGGGUGCUGGAAGUACUGUUGCUACUAUCGCUACCUAUCAGCUUGUGAAAUCCAAGGAGACUGGUGAAAUCAGCCCCCAAGUAACAAUAAAAGGCGUAGGAUUUGAUCACACAUUAGGAGGACUUGAAAUGCAACUCAGACUGAGAGAUUAUUUUGCUAUGUCUUUUAAUAAUGCAAAGAAAACAAGUUCGGAUGUUUUCAAAAACAAUAGAUCUAUGGCAAAACUUCUCAAAGAAGCUGGAAGAGUUAAAAAAGUUCUCAGUGCCAACACAGAGCACAUGGCUCAGGUUGAAAGCUUAUUGGAUGACAAAGAUUUUAAACUCCCAAUUACUAGAUCAGAAUUUGAAGAAUUGUGUAGUGAUCUUUUUGAACGUGUUACUAAGCCAGUUGAAACUGCUCUUGCAUCUGCUAAUUUGGACAUGAGUUAUAUUGAUCAAGUUAUCCUUUCUGGCUCUGGAACCCGUGUGCCAAAAGUUCAACAGAUGUUGCUGGAUUAUAUCAAGAAAGAUGAAUUAGGAAAAAGUUUGAAUACAGAUGAAUCCGCUGCGCUUGGUGCUGCAUAUCAAGCUGCACAUUUGAGUAAAGGGUUCAAAGUAAAGACCUUUUUGGUAAAGGAUGCCAACAUCUAUCCCAUUCAGGUUGAUUUUCAAAGAGAGUAUGAGUUGGAAGAUAAAAGUACUGGUGUAAAGACUGUGAAGCGAAUUUUAUUUAGCAGAAAUAAUGCUAUUCCUUUGAAGAAAAUUAUGACAUUUAAUCGUCAUGUUAAAGAUUUUGAAUUUUAUGUUAACUAUGGAGAUCUGGGUUUUCUCAGUGACUUUGAGUUGCAAUCUUUGGGAUCUUUAAACAUUACCAAAAUAUCUGUACAAGGAGUUGAAUCGGCUAUUCAAAAGCAUAUGAAUAUGGAAGAGAAUACUGAAUACAAGGGUGUUAAAGCUCACUUUAGAAUGAAUGAGAGUGGAAUUUUGAACCUUGAAGAGGUGGAGUCUGUAUUUGAGAAAGCAGCUACGGAAUCUGCAGAGUCUCAACUAGAAUCUGCUUUUGCAAAAUUAGGUGAUACCAUUGGGAGGUUGUUUUCUGGAAAAACAGGGGAGAAAUCUGAAACAGAACAAAAGACAGAAAAUGAACCUGCAAAAGAUGAAGAAGCAAAGAAAGCAAAUGAUACUGAACAAACAGAAGCCAAAGAAAAUACUACUGCACAAGAAACUGUAAAGAACAUUACAGAACCAAAACCAGAGCUGAAAUUACAGGUUGUUAAAGAAGCUCUUACAUCUGAGCAAGAAUUCUUUGAUCUUUCUUCUCCAACAGCUGAAAACAUUGGGAAGUCUGUUAAGAAAUUAAAAGAAUUGGAUGAUCAUGAUAGAGCUAUAUUAGAAAAAGCUAAAACUAAAAAUUCUUUAGAAUCCUUUAUUGUGGAGACAAAAGACAAACUUUCAAGAGAGGAAUAUGAAAAGGCAUCGACGGAAGAUGAAAGAUCCAAUCUUAUGAAAAUCUUAUCUGAGUCAAGCGAUUGGUUAGAGUAUGAAUCUGAUGAUGCCACCACAGAGGCUUUUAAAAGUAAAUUAAGUGAUUUGAAGAAGCUCACGAAGAACCUUUUUGAAAGGGUAAAGGAGCAUAGAGAAAGACCUGAAGCUUUAAAAGCUUUGACAGAUAUGCUGAAUGCUAGCACUGGUUUUUUGGCUUCAGCUCGGAAUAUGAGUGAAGAUGAGCAGAUAUUUACAGACGUAGAACUAAAAACACUGGAUAAUUUAAUCACUGAGACAACGACCUGGUAUAAAGAAAAUGUAAAAGAACAAAAUUCUGUGCCACUUCAUGAAGCGCCUAAACUGACUCUAAAACUAAUAGGUGAAAAACUUGUGAAUCUUGACCGUGAAGUGAAAUAUUUACUUAACAAGGCUCGAUUUGCACAACCAUUGAAGAAGAAAACUGUGCAAAAAGAGACCAAGAUCAAUGAAACUGCACAAAAUAUCACAGAGAAAGAAAAACCUGAAGUGGAAAAUGCUACAAUUGAAACUGAAACUGCAGGAACAGUAGAAGAGAAGGUUCAACCAAUAGAAAUUCCAGAAAUUGCAGAAAAUCUUGAAGAUAUUGAAAAGAAUGCUGAAGGAGAAAGUGUUACUCAAAAGCCAGAAACUCCUUCUCCAGACAAAGUUCAAGAAGAUCCACACUCUGAAUUAUGAAAGUAGCUGUACUUAAGCAUAUCCAAUUGUGAACAUGUGAACUGCAUGCAAAAGUGGUGGGAUAAAAUAUUUUUAUAGCUUUAAAUGUAAAAGUGAUUACUGGUAUUCAGUAUUUGUGAUCUAAUUUUGAAUUGAGAUGGAUUAUGAGUGUACAUUUUCUUAUUUUCAUUAAGCAGUCUAUACAGUAAAAUCAUGACAAAAGUAAAAACUUUCAUUUUCAUAUUUAAAUUAAAAAAAAAUUCCCAAAAUGUUAUUUAAUAAGUUUGUGCAAUAUGAUCCAGUUCCCUUGCUUAAAACUGGUAGUUAUUUUGUCGAGUUUAUGGUAAUAAAACUUUUUGUUAAAUUUGACUGUUUGCAUCUGAGUUGUCUAUAACAAAUGUAUAUUAUUGAAUUUUAUUUCAAUGGAAUUGUUAAAAUUUUUCUCUCACUGUUUUUAUUUAUCAAGCACAGGAGCUAAAAUUUAGGGUAGAAUUCUCGCCAUAAUUUUUUGAUACACUUCUUUCUGAAAAGUAAUUGCUCCAGUUACGUUUUCUGAAUCAUUGAGUUGAAGUUAAAAAUGUAAUCUUUUCCAUCCUUUGAAAUAAUUAGAAUUUUUGAUUUGAAAAGACUUAAAGUUAAUUUCUAAAGUGUAUCCUAUCCUAGUUUAAUUUUUUAUUCCUUAUCACAUAAGUGGUUAUUGGUUACAAAUUGCUAAAAUACGGAUGUUCUUUUUUAUACUAUUGUACAAAUAUUAGAAUUUGCAUUUCAUUAGAUUUUAAAUGUUCAUUAAAUAUUUUGGACUCAAUUGCAUGUAUUUUCCACAAACUUUUAAAGUGUGAGAAUAUAGAAAAGUUAAAAAUUUUAAGCAAUAUUGCUACUUUCCCUCCCCAAAAAAUUGUUUUCCUCUCCAAACAUAAAUCUUAGAGGGAAAUCUCCCCUCCAUUCAAAAGUUAAAAUUUUAGCCCCUGAUAGUAAUUUCAAAUAUUUUCAGUUAUCGUCUUUGAUAAAAGUUUAAUAUUGAAUUGUGAGUUUAAAUUUUGUAUAAAUGCUGAUAUGAUCUUUGUAUAGUAAAGGUACAAGACUAAUGCUGAAAUGCAUUCAAACCUGAUACCAAAUCGCGUGUCCGGAUGUAUAAAUUUUGGGCUCCCCAUCAAAAAUUUGACACAGCCUGUAACUACUAUUGGAUUUCUAUGCCACUAAGGACAGUGGACCCCUUAGUUCCCAUGGAUAAUACCCCUACAUUGCAUAUUCUGCGGGAACUUAGAUCUGGGUCUGCCAAAAGAGUUAUCAGUUAAAAAAAUUUAGUGAAAAAAAAUUUUGUACAAUAGAACUUACCCAUAAGUAUAAGAAGAAUAUAUUUCUAAUUGAAAACGGGCCUCUAACACUCAUUACAGUCUUGCCAAUGAAAUUUCCAUUAUGACCUUAGUAUAAAUUCCUGUGUCCAAAAAGUGUUAUGUUGAUUGUGAAGAGUUAUAUAAGUACAUUGUACGCUGUUAAAAAAAGGAGGGGGGGGCAAACAAUUAGUAAAGAAACAGUAGUCAUUUGGGGUCAUAAAAUGAACUAUACAGGUUGCUUGUUUCUUUAAUUGUUUCAAGUUGUGUAUAAAUAUGUAUUAAAAUAUCCCUAGUUUUGGGAAUUUAUAAUUCUACAUCUGAAGAUGCAAUUUUUAUUUGUUCUGUUAUUGAUAAAUAAGUUAACAUGGUUUUAUUGAUUACGUUUUAAUCGAUUAUUUUAAAUUCAAUGAGAAAACUUUCUCAAGGUUUUGUUUGAAGGAAUAUUUUCACUAAUUCUUAGAAGCUUGACUGGUCAAUGUGUUGUGUUUGUGAAAUAAAGUUGACAAACACAAAUGUGAUUUUUUUUCUCCCUCACAAGUGCUGGUGCUUACUUGAUGUACAUAUUCACUGUAUGUAAUAUUAUGAAAAAGAGAAUGAACUUAAAAUAUUUAUUUAGUGCAACUUAUUUAUUUUGUUUGCUUUUAUUUAUUCUUUUAAAUUUAGAUUCUAUUUAAACCAUUUUAAUUUAUAUUCUUAAUUGUGCUCUAUGUCUUUCAUUAAAAAAAAUGAGCUAAUAGUGCAUCAUUUGUUCUGAAAAGUAUGUAAAUAAAUCUAGCAUGAACUUUUCCAAAUUAUUUUUUUCAGGCACUGAUGAAAAAAAUAAUUUUGUUAUGUAGCUGAUUUACAUUUUAGAACAUGUUGUUAAGUAAGAAUUAUAUAGAAUCUGUUACAUUUUUCUUUUAAAAUUUUUUUCAUACUAAACAAAUAGUAUCCAAGUAAAAAGCACAGUGCACACAGUGUAUGUAUAUAUAUCAGUGACAUACGGUCCGCCCAAGCAAACCAAGCAGUGCGUGUGUACUCCAGAAAUAAUUUUAAUUUCUCAUUUGUAUGCUCAUAACUGACAAGAAGUAUGAAUUAUAAGUUUUUCCAAUCUUUCGCUGAAAAUAAGUUACAAAAACAUUAGUCGCCCAAAUGGCGAUUUCCUUGGAGCACCUAUCCGCAGACAAAAGAAAGAAAAUUACACGCCACAACCACAGGUGGAACAACUCAUGCACUAGGAAGACUGAAGGGAUGUUGCCAUGGCUCUUAUCCAAUGAUAAGAGACCGUUGUUUGCGCUUCUUCAGUUUUGAAACCAAGCAUGGGGAGAUUGCAUGGUUGCCAGAUUGGUUUUUUUAAAAAUCAUCUGACUUCUUAGCUUUUUUCUUUCUUUCUUUUUUUUUUUUUUGGAUUUCGAAUGGACAAAAAAUGUUUUCAAAUCGUGGUCUGAUUUUGAUUAAUGUGAACUGUUAAAUAUUUUGAAAGAAAGAAGCACAUUUUAUGAAUAUUUUGCUGCUAAUGAACAAAGACUGGAAUUCAUUUAUGAAUGAACUGUUAAAUUUCAGUACUUCUAAAAUGUCUAAACAUGGUGGUUUUUAGUAGUAUUCUACAAUGCUCUAUAUUUUCGACCCCUGUAUUAGUCAUUACUUGCCUUCUUAAUGUUUUGCUCACAAAUAUUCCUAAUGUAUUUUUGUGAUUAAUCACUAUUACAUAUUUGUUUUUGCUGCAUAAAAAAUGUUCUAUUCAACAUGGAAGUUACUAGAAUUAAGGCACUUUACUCAGAAAACACAGAUAUACUACAAACAAAUGUUAUAAAGUAUAAGUAAAAAUAUGAAGACAAUUGGAUACAUCACAGCUGCUUGGGCCACCGCACAUGCCUGAUGUUUAUAUACAUAAUGUGUGUAUAUAUAUAUAUAUAAUGAAAAUGCUCUUGUAUUUCUUCAAGCAUUUUUAUCAGUGGCAGUUCCUAAGGAAGUUCUUUUAGUUAACUACAAUUUUAAGUUUUCAGCAUAUUGCAAAUAUGAUGUUUUAGGAUGUCAAAAAUUUUCUAACUCAUUGAUAUUGAACAGCCAACUUAGUAAAUUUUAUGAAUUUUCUUACUGUAGUAUUUAUAUUUAUGCAUUUAAUUGCUUUUACAUUCUAACAUAACUUAAAAUACAUAGUUACUUUUUAUAAACUUUUACAUUUUUGUGAGACUUCGAAAAUUUAUUUAUUUUCAUUCCAAAUGUUAUGUCUUGUCUGUAACAAAAAUCAUGUAAAUAAAAGUUCGAAAGAAAAAAUAUCUUCGUUGAAAAAGGUAA